Molecule: messenger RNA, 912 nt
Organism: Drosophila santomea
Lineage: Eukaryota; Metazoa; Arthropoda; Insecta; Diptera; Drosophilidae
Product: larval cuticle protein 65Ag1-like
Exons: 2
Coding region: 511-912 (133 amino acids)
Cellular component (GO): chitin-based extracellular matrix
Molecular function (GO): structural constituent of chitin-based larval cuticle
Source: RefSeq, a predicted model, not a curated record
CGACACAAUGAUCAAACUAGUUUUCGAAUAAAACGAUUGGCCGCAUUGACCGAUCUUCAUGCCAACUAGGCAGCUGACGUCGUUGCCAUGCCCAAUUUUGAGUUGAACACACUUGGGCUAAUGCCUUCUUGAUUUAUAUAUUAUACUUAUUGUUAGGGACAGAACUUUUGGCUGAAGAGCUCAAAAAAGUUAUUUUUAAUACGGCUUCAUUAAAAAAAGGACGAAUUUUUCUUGUUCAAAGAAUAAAAUAAAUAAAAAGAAAUGUAAAUAACCAAAUGCAUCUAUAGUUUAAAGCUGUUCAAUUAAUUUAUUAUAAUAAUAUUCGCCUACAAUUGGUCUCUAGCUUUAUGGUAAUAAAAAAAUGAAGCUAGUUUGAGACACAUGUCAACGCCCAAAAACAUUCACCAUUGAGUUUUGAGUAGAGAGCAAAACUGAACUAGUUAUCAUGCAUUUUAUGAUCAUUAUGAUAAUUAGAUAAGCGUCACAGUACCUUGCAUAUUUUCGCUAUUUAUGUAUAAAAGAGUUGGAAGUGAACUCAAUCAAUAUCAUUCGCAUCCUGCUCUUCGAGAUCAGCACACAAUCCAAAAAAUCAAAAUGAAGUUCCUGAUUGUCUUCGUCGCCCUCUUCGCCCUGACCGCCGCCGGCUCUUUUAGCAAGGAAGCUCAGAUUGAGAGGCAGUUCUCCGAUGUCGGACCCGAAGGCUUUUCCUAUGACUUUUCCACCACCGAUGGAGUCGCUGCUCAGGCCGCCGGAUUGCUGAAGAAUGCUGGAACCAAGGAUGAGGCCCUCGCUGUCAAGGGUUCCUUCUCCUUUGUGGCCGAUGAUGGCCAGACCUACACCGUCAACUACGUCGCCGAUGAGAACGGAUACCAGCCCCAGGGUGCCCAUCUGCCCGUUGCCCCCGUCGCUUAA